AUGAAACAAUCUCCCCUGAAAGGCUCCGGUUAUUAUAAAACCAAAUCCCCGCAGAAAAAAGAUCGAAUAGGUGCUUUAACUUUUAGCACAGCAAAAUUGAGAUCUCCUGUUAAAAGAUCAAUGUCUGAGCUGAACAAAAUGGCAUAUGAGCAUGCAGCUCGAAAUCGGCAUUUACUCAUUGAAGAAGACACAGUGACAGAUAAUGAAACAUCGAUCAUUGAAAAAAUCAUAGAGUUGAGCAAAAUAGAGGGGUUAAAGCCCAUAAGUUUGGAACAAGAAGAGGAAGACAAGACUAUAAAUAAUCCGGAGUAUGUCGAUCAAGAUGUGUUUCUAAUCAAGAAGAGGAAAGUAGAUAAAGAGAAUCUGUCUGUUGGAAAGUUCCAAGUUCUGAAUGAAGGGUUUACAUCGACAUCCCCAAGUAAGUCAUCAAGUAAAUCGCCUUUUAAAGUAGAGCGUAGUAGUGAACCACAAGAUAACAUUAAUGAGUGCUUAGCACAAACUCCACUAACACCAGCUAAGAGGGAAACGAUGUCCCCGUUUCAAUCUCCAUUAAGAAGAAGCAGCCGUAAAAGGACUACCGUACUGGAAAAAUUAAAGCGUGAGGAAGAUGAUUCACCUAGAUCACCAAGAUCGCCCAGAUCACCAAGAACAAGGAAUCUCUUAUCUACAUUUAAUAGCAUCAAAGAUUUAGCACCACCCCAACAUGACCAAAUUAAGCUAAUGCGAAUUCCAGACAUAGAUCUUGACGAUGACGAACUAUUAUUAACCGAUAUAAAGUCCAAGAACAAAGCUUUGUAUCAUGACGGGUUUGAAGCGUACUUUGAACAAAAUCAAACAAGAAGCAGACUAUCGAAAAGUUCAAUGAACUUAGCACCUCAAUUAAGCUACGAGGAGUUCAAUACAUAUAACGACUUACUGGAAUUAAUUGAAACAGAGCCGAUUAAAAGUUUAAACCUAUAUUAUGAAUUCCAGUUUAGUCAAUGGCUUUUUGAACUUCAAGAAGACUUUAACUUGAUUUUUUAUGGUGUUGGUUCAAAAAGACAGAUUCUUUUCCAAUUUUUAAGUGAGUUUGUUUUGCCACUGGAUAAAAAGGCUAAGUGUAUAGUUGUCAAUGGGUACAAUUUAGAAUUUAAUAUGCGAAUUUUAAUAUCAGAGAUAUGGAAAAUCGCCUUCCAUAAGUCUACACCUGCAUCCAGGGAACUUCGAGAAGCAUGCAACUUUAUUCACUUAGAAUUCUUAAAGGUACCGAACAGAAGCAAGAAGUUGUAUAUUUUAAUCAAUAAUAUGGAUGGUGAGUCUCUAAGGAACGAUGAUUUGCAAUAUACCUUGAGUUUACUAGCCAGGAUUCCACAGAUAUCAUUUGUUUGUUCAAUUGAUAAUUUGAAUACCCCUCUGUUUUGGGAUGCGGCGGUGUUAUCUCGGUUUAAUUUUGUUUGGCAUAAUCUUUCAACUUUCAAAAGUUACAGUACGGAGAUUAGUUUUAAAGAUCCUUUAAGUAUAGGAAAAAACGACGAGAUUGUUGGAUCCAGAGGUGCAAAGUAUGUGUUAGGUUCUCUUACGGGUAAUGCAAAAAGUUUAUAUAAAAAUCUAAUUUUUCAACAAAUUGAAAGAAUAGAUACGCUGAUUGGGGAUGACGCAAAAAUGGUAGAGAACAGGGGAAAUAUCAAGGGAUCUAAUAGGUCUGCGAUACCACUAAAAGAAUUUUAUGAAAUAUGUGUGUCUGAGUUUAUUAUUUCCAAUGAUAUGUCUUUUCGUGCAAUUCUUGGGGAAUUCGUCGAGCAUAAAAUGUGUGUUUUAACGAGAGAUACAACUGGUUUAGAAAUUUUGUAUAUUGCAUUUUCGGUCAAUGAACUUGAAAAAAUCUUGGAUGAGGAACUAAUGGACGUUUAA
Molecule: messenger RNA, 1890 nt
Organism: Pichia kudriavzevii
Lineage: Eukaryota; Fungi; Ascomycota; Pichiomycetes; Pichiales; Pichiaceae
Exons: 1
Coding region: 1-1890 (629 amino acids)
Biological process (GO): DNA replication
Cellular component (GO): nucleus; nuclear origin of replication recognition complex
Molecular function (GO): DNA replication origin binding
Source: RefSeq, a predicted model, not a curated record